UUACACCAAAUAAGUCAAAGAAAAAAAAAACUCUGAUUGGUUGGAUUCACACUCAAUCGAAAAUCACCCACCAUCCUUUAUAUCCAUCAUUUCAUCUUUCAAGAAACCAUACAUCCUAUAUUUUCUAUUUAAAAUAUAUCCAAGAAGCUUACAUCAAGGAUUCAAGUUACGGAUCAAGUUCUUAUUCUCUUUUCACAUCAAUCCUUGCUUGCUUCUUGGCCCAAUUAGGUCGGUUCAAGCAUACACGUACCUUGCUAGUUGCUACUUUCUUUGCUACACUGGGUUGGUUAUCAGGUUGCAUUUUCAAAACUAUGGAACGACCGGAAUAGGAGGACCCAUGGGAAUUCAAGUACUUAGCGGGCGUUCGCAUUCUAGAAGUCUUAGCUUAUUUGCUUCCGCUGUGCGAUGAAGAUACCAGUCCAGUCACGCCAGCUCUGAUAUUUCGGGGUGUGACACAUUCUCUCCAAACUCCGCCGGUAAAAAUGGCGGUGACGGACUUCUUCGCCGGAGAAAUCGCCACCGAGCUACUCAAAAUGCUACUAAGCAUAACACGCAAAGCUUGUUUCUGCAAACCAAGCGCCGAACAACUAAUCCUCACAAUCAACGAACUCCUACCGAUCAUAACUGAAAUCAAAUACUCCGGCGUCGAAUUAACCGCCGUCCGGCAGCACCAGCUCGACUCAAUCUCCCGCGCUCUCAACGAAGGCCACGAACUCGCGGGAAAAGUCCUCAAUUCUAGCCGCUGGAACGUCUACAAAAACCUCCAGUUAUCGAGAAAAAUGGAGAAAUUAGAGAAGAAGAUAUCCAGAUUUGUUCAAGGUCCGCUUCAGGCUCACGUGCUCGCUGAUGUGCAUCAUGUGCGGUUUGAAACUAGCGAACGGUUUGAUCGGCUUGACGGCUCAAAUCGCCGGCUUGAACAGCGGCUUGAGUCGAUGUUGAUCGGCGGUGGCGGUGGUGGUGGCGGAGAGUGGUGGUUGGAGGAGGUGGUGAAGGUCGAUGAAGUAGAGAUGUUUGAAGGUGAAUUGGUGAAGGUGGGGAUGGAAUUGGGGAAGAGGAAACUGAAGGAUAUGGUUGUUGAUAGAGAUGAUUUGGCUGUUGUUGGAAUUAAUGGGAUUGGUGGAAGUGGUAAAACUACACUUGCUCGUGAAGUUUGUAGAGAUGAUGAUGUUAGAAGUUACUAUAAUCACAGAAUUUUGUUCCUGACGGUAUCGCAGUCUCCAAACGUGGAGCAAUUAAGGCAGAAGAUUUGGGGGUUUCUGUCAGAAACCAAGUUUAACGGCUUCUCCGACAUAGUCCCACAAUGGACACCUGGAUACAAUAGUUGGAACACAGCGACACCCAUCCUUGUUGUGUUGGAUGAUGUUUGGUCACUUUCAGUUCUCGAACGGCUUAUCUUCAAAGUUCCGGGUUGCAAAACCCUUGUCGUUUCGCGUAUUAAGUUUCCGCCUUCGGUUAUGAACGCAACUUAUGAGGUGGAGUUGCUCAUGGCAGAAGAUGCAGUCUCACUUUUCUGUCACACUGUUUUCGGAAGAACAUCAAUUCCUCCUGAUAAAGAUGAAGAUUUAAUCAAACAGGUUGUGGAGAAAUGUAAAGGGCUUCCGUUGGCCCUUAAAGUGAUCGGAGCGUCACUUCGAGACCGGCCCGAAAAGUACUGGUUAGGAGCCAAGAAUCGACUAUCGCGAGCCCAACCGAUAGACGACUCACACGAAAGUGAAUUACUUAAUCGAAUGAGACUUAGUAUCGAUUACCUUUCUGAAAAGGUGAGAGAUUGUUUUCUGGAUUUGGGUUCUUUUCCAGAAGACAAAAAGAUUCCUUUAGAUGUUCUCGUCAACGUAUGGACUGAGCUUCAUGACAUCGAUGAAGAAGAAGCUUUCGCCAUUCUUCUUGAACUCUCGACCAAGAAUCUCGUCACACUUGUGAAUGAUUCAAGGGCUGGGGAUAAGUACGGUAGCUACUGUGAUAUCUCGGUUUCACAACACGAUGUGUUACGAGACCUUGCUAUUCAUAUGAGCAAUGUCGGAAGUGUAAAUCAGCGAAAGCGUUUGGUUAUGGCCCGGAGAGAAAACGGGGUGCCCAAAGAAUGGGAGAGAGAUACCGAAAAGCCGUUUCUCGCAAGAAUCGUUUCCGUUCAUACAGGUGAAAUGAGAGAAAUGGAUUGGUUGCAAAUGGAAUUUCCGAAAGCCGAAGUCUUGAUAUUGAAUUUUGAUUCAACCGAUUACUCUCUGCCUCCGUUUAUAGCGAACAUGCCUAAACUUAAAGCGUUAGUGUUAAUAAACUACAGUACCAAAACCGCAGAGCUUCAUAACCUAUCGGUCUUGGGUACUUUAACGAAUUUAAGAAGUCUUUGGUUUGAAAAGGUUACCGUUCCUCAACUAUCCAAAAAGACUAUAUUACCUCUCGAAAAUCUCCGUAAAAUCUCAUUACUACUUUGUAAGAUAAACCUCCAAGACGAAUCCGAACGAGACCUCUCUCGUUUAUUUCCUCGCCUCACAGAGCUCACAAUGGAUCACUGUAUUGAAAUGACGAUCUUACCCUCGAGUAUCUGCCAAGUGAAAACGCUAAAGAGCUUAAGUAUCACCAACUGUGAAAGUCUUGAAGAACUCCCAUUUGAUUUCGGUAAGCUGAUAUUUUUACAAAUCUUGAGACUGAACGCGUGUCCGAAGCUGAAAACGCUUCCCGUUGGGAUAAAGAAUCUGGUAUGGCUAGAACAUAUUGAUAUUUCUCAGUGUGUUAAUCUUCAUUGUCUUAAUGAGGAAAUUGGGGAUUGUUUGAGUUUAAAAGAAAUCGAUAUGCACGAAUGCCAGCAAAUAAGACGGUUGCCGAAAUCCGUAAUGGGUUUGCGAUCGUUGAGACGCGUUGUAUGCGAUGAAGAGGUUUCAUGGCAGUGGAAAGAAUUAGAGUCAGAGUUACCUGGUUUGUUUGUUCAAGUUGCGGAACAACGCUUUGAUCUAGACUGGCUUACAGAGUAAAUAAACUUAUUUUUUUCAUUUUUAACUUUUUGUAGAUAUUAACUAGAUAAAUAGAUGAAGUUAAUAUAGAAAUAAAGUUGGUUAUUGGUCCAUUUUGGGUUAAGUAGAAAUAAAUCUAAUUGAGCCAUUAGUUUUUAUA
Messenger RNA from Helianthus annuus (common sunflower), 3108 nucleotides. Its product is annotated as probable disease resistance protein At4g33300. NCBI's taxonomy places the organism in Eukaryota, Viridiplantae, Streptophyta, Magnoliopsida, Asterales, Asteraceae. Gene Ontology annotation, biological process: defense response to fungus. Gene Ontology annotation, molecular function: ADP binding. The transcript is spliced from 7 exons. The record is from RefSeq and is a predicted model, not a curated record. Bases 483 to 2969 code for a protein of 828 amino acids.